ACCUACAAAGCAAGCCAAAAUAUCUGGUAACAUUUACUGUCGGUAUUAAGCAGAAGCAUAACAUUGAUGCUGCUGUAAAGAAGACAACUGAAUGGGAUGAAUUUGAGUGGUCAAAAAAUGCCAUCCACGUGAGUGUUCGGAAACAAACAAAAUGGUGGUACGCGAAAAGGUUUCUGCAUCCAGACAUAGUUGCCCCAUAUGACUAUAUUUUUAUCUGGGAUGAAGACCUAGGAGUUGAGCAUUUUGAUGCCAACGACCAGGUUUGGAUCCCAGGAGAGAAACAACAUGGCAAAUGACAAAGAGAAGAGGUGAUCGCGAAGUUCACACGACAACAGAAGAGAAACCAGGCUGGUGUGCAGACCCCCAUUUGCCUCCUUGUGCAGCAUUUGUAGAGAUCAUGGCUCCGGUCUUUUCCCGAGAUGCAUGGCGUUGUGUGUGGUAUAUGAUUCAGAGUGACUUAGUCCAUGGUUGGGGACUUGACUUUGCGCUUCGUAAAUGUGUUGACCCUGCUCAUAAGAAAAUUGGAGUCGUAGAUGCUCAAUGGAUUGUUCAUCAAGGUCUCCCUUCUCUGGAAAUGAGGGAGAAGCAAAAGAUGUAAAUGCUUCUUGGAAAGGGGUGAGGGGCAACUGUAGAAAGGAAUGGACAAU
Messenger RNA from Solanum stenotomum, 647 nucleotides. RefSeq lists its product as uncharacterized. Lineage: Eukaryota; Viridiplantae; Streptophyta; Magnoliopsida; Solanales; Solanaceae. The transcript has 10 exons. The coding region runs from base 293 to 598 and encodes 101 amino acids. The record is from RefSeq and is a predicted model, not a curated record.